CUCCCUCUCCCUCUCCCUCUCCCUCUCCCUCUCCCUCUCCCUCUCCCCGUAUCUUCCCCUCCAUCACCCAUGCCGUUGUGAAAAUAUUCUCUUAUUGUUGAGAACACAGCUCGCAAUGGCUCUCUCCCACCCCUCCUUAUACAUACUCUCACUCUCCCUCGCCAUAUUUUCCCUACUAGCCGACGCCAAGGUCGUGACCUAUGACUUUAACGCUACCUGGGUGAGAGCAAAUCCCGACGGCCUUUUCGAGCGCGCAACAAUCGGAAUCAACAAUGCGUGGCCACUCCCAACCAUCGAGGCAGACGUUGGCGAUACCGUCAUCGUGAACCUCGAGAAUGGCUUGGGAAACGCGACUACCUCCCUCCAUUUCCAUGGCCUAUUCAUGAAUGGAACCACAGAGAUGGACGGCGUUAUUGAGGUCACCCAGUGUGGCAUUGUGCCGGGGGCCACCUUCAAAUACAACUUCACAAUUGUCCAGCCGGGAACAUAUUGGUAUCACUCGCAUUUCCGCGGCCAAUACCCUGACGGAAUCCGUGCUCCCCUCAUCAUCUCUGACCCCAAGUCUCCCUUCAAGGACAUGUAUGAUGAAGAAAUUGUCCUCUCAGUCUCAGACUGGUACCAUGACCAGAUGACGCACCUCAUCCCCAAAUUCCUAAACAAGGCCAACCCCAAAGGCGCCGAGCCGGUGCCUCAGUCAGUACUGUUCAAUGACACGCAAGACCUACAGGUCAAGAUUGAGGCGGGGAAGACUUACCUCUUCCGCAUGGUGAACAUGGGCGCUUUUGCGGGGCAGAGAGUCUGGUUUGAAGGUCACACGAUGAAGAUUGUCGAGGUGGAUGGCAUCUACAUCGAUCCGUAUGAGGCAGACAUGAUAUAUUUGACCGCUGCUCAGAGAUACAGUUUCCUAGUGACGGCCAAGAACGAGACCACUGCCAAUUACGCCUUUGUUGGAAGCAUGGAUACGGAUCUAUUCGACAAGUUCCCGGAUACCCUAAACUACAAUGUGACAGGAUGGCUUGUAUAUGACAAGAGCAAGCCUCUCCCACAGCCAAAGCUCAUCGAUGAGUUUACAGACAUUGAUGACUUCGACCUUGUGCCGCACGACAAGGAGCCACUCCUAGGGGACGCAGACCAAACCAUCACUCUCGAAGUGAUGAUGGACAACCUCGCCGACGGAGCAAACUACGCCUUCUUCAACAACAUAACCUACAAGCCCCCCAAAGUCCCCACCCUCUACACCGUCCUCACCAGCGGCCUCACCGCCACCAACCCCGCCAUCUACGGCCAAUACACGCAGCCCUUCGUACUCGCCCACAACCAAAUCGUCGACAUCGUCGUCAACAACAACGACCCGGGCAAACACCCCUUCCACCUCCACGGCCACGCCUUCCAAGCCAUCUGGCGCAGCGCCAAGGAAGCCGGUAACUUCGACCCCUCCACUGCUUCUUUCUCCAAAAUCCCGAUGCGGCGCGACACCCUGAUGGUCAGGCCGAAUGGGAAUAUGGUGCUCAGGUUCCGCGCGGAUAAUCCGGGGGUGUGGCUGUUCCAUUGCCAUAUUGAGUGGCAUGUUGAUUCGGGGCUGGUUGCGACGAUGGUGGAGGCGCCGUUGGAGAUGCAGAAGACGAUUAGUAUUCCGGAGGAUCACUUUGAGGCGUGUAAGAAGGCAGGGACGGGGAUUACGGGGAAUGCGGCGGGGAAUACGGAGGAUUUGCUGGAUUUGACGGGGGAGAAUAAGCCGCCGGGGAGGUUACCUGAUGGGUUCACGUCGAGGGGCAUAGUAGCGAUGACAUUUAGCAUCGUAUCUGCGCUACUGGGACUGGGAUUCAUCACGUGGUACGGACUGGCGGAUAUGGGAGCAGCGGAGAAGGAGAAUGAGAGGAGGAGAGUAGUUGAUUCUGGCGUCGUGCAGUCGCCGAGGUCCGAGUAAGGGGUUCGGGGGACAUAUUGGAUUAUACCAUACAUAUGUAACGUGUAGAUAGCGAUUUAAAGCCGCAGGGACGGCGUAUACAUGUAACAUCUUAUAACUAUCAUGAUCGAUCCAUAAUAUACCCCUCCCUCAUUCCUUUCAGAAUUUCCGGCAACAGCAAGAACUAUUAUCAAACGCGGCAAAAAGCCCACUAUCCGCAGUAACACAUACAAGCAUCACCGCCCCCCUUCCC
Pseudogymnoascus destructans is the source of this 2159-nucleotide messenger RNA. RefSeq lists its product as uncharacterized. Lineage: Eukaryota; Fungi; Ascomycota; Leotiomycetes; Thelebolales; Thelebolaceae. The transcript is spliced from 5 exons. Gene Ontology annotation, cellular component: high-affinity iron permease complex. The record is from RefSeq and is a predicted model, not a curated record. Bases 116 to 1927 code for a protein of 603 amino acids. Gene Ontology annotation, biological process: reductive iron assimilation; cellular response to iron ion starvation. Gene Ontology annotation, molecular function: ferroxidase activity; copper ion binding.